This is a messenger RNA of Photinus pyralis (common eastern firefly), 2027 nucleotides long. Its product is annotated as bifunctional 3'-phosphoadenosine 5'-phosphosulfate synthase-like. The record is from RefSeq and is a predicted model, not a curated record. Lineage: Eukaryota; Metazoa; Arthropoda; Insecta; Coleoptera; Lampyridae. Gene Ontology annotation, molecular function: ATP binding; adenylylsulfate kinase activity; sulfate adenylyltransferase (ATP) activity. Gene Ontology annotation, biological process: 3'-phosphoadenosine 5'-phosphosulfate biosynthetic process; sulfate assimilation. The coding region runs from base 95 to 1921 and encodes 608 amino acids. The transcript is spliced from 9 exons.
CGAACGGUUAUCCCAAACAAUGCGAGUGCACGCUUGAAAAAUUUAACGCGAAACCAAAACGCACAAUACAAAAUAGGUGAAUAAAACAUUAGCAAUGGCGACCAAUGUGACAAAACAGUACCAUCACGUUACAAGAUCGAAACGUGGUAAAAUCCUGGGAGCCGUUCAAGGUUUUCGUGGUUGUACGAUAUGGUUUACCGGCUUAUCAGGUGCUGGGAAGACUUCAAUUGCGUUCGAGUUGGAAGCGAGCUUGGUCUCCAAGGGAAUACCCUCGUACGGUUUGGAUGGGGACAAUAUGCGAACAGGUUUGAACAAAAAUUUGGGGUUUUCCAAGGAAGAUCGAAUGGAAAACAUACGAAGAGUGGCAGAGGUGGCAAAACUAUUUGCCGAUGGUGGCCACGUGUGUUUGUGCAGCUUUGUGUCACCUUUCGCCGAGGAUAGGAACGUGGUAAGAGAAAUACACGCAAGCUCGGGGCUGCCAUUCUUUGAAGUAUUCGUCGAUACUCCGCUGAAUGUUUGCGAACAAAGAGAUGUUAAAGGUUUAUAUCGCAAAGCUCGUAGUGGAUUGAUCAAGGGGUUCACUGGCAUCGACCAAGACUACGAGAAACCGGAAAAUCCAGACCUUGUCUUGAAAACAGUUAAACUCACUAUUGAAGAGUGUGUAGCUGAAGUUUUGGGAAUGCUAGAGGAAAAUGAGAUUAUUCCACGAACGGAACACGUUGAAGAUGUCAAGGAACUGUUUGCAUCCGAAAAUGAGAUAGAUAUAAUCAAAUCUAGCAUAGAGGAACAUUCCAGGUUGAAUAUUACUACAUUGGAUUUACAAUGGUUGCAAGUGCUUAGCGAAGGCUGGGCGACACCUCUCAAAGGAUUUAUGCGGGAAGCGGAAUAUCUACAAGUACUACACUUCAAUUGUUUACAAAUUGGCGGACAACGCGUAAACCAAAGUGUCCCUAUCGUGCUACCCAUUUCAACGGAAGACAAAGUUAGAUUAGAAGAUUCUUCAACUAUUUCCCUCUACCACAAUGACACCCUUUAUGCAAUACUACGUAAUCCUGAAUUCUUCCCUCACCGCAAGGAGGAACGUGCAGCACGACAAUUUGGAACUACGAAUGAAAAACACCCCUACAUUAAGAUGAUUUACGAAUCCGGAGACUGGGUAGUAGGUGGAGAUCUCAAAGUGCUACAAAGAGUAAAAUGGCACGACAGAUUAGACAAGUAUCGGCUCACUCCAAUGGAGCUUAGAGCAAAAUGCAACGCUAAAGGAGCGGAUGCCGUGUUUGCGUUUCAGCUUCGCAACCCCAUACACAACGGUCACGCAUUGCUUAUGACACAGACAAGAGAUCAACUAAAACAGCGAGGCUACAAGAACCCCGUCCUUCUUUUGCACCCCCUGGGUGGGUGGACUAAAGAUGAUGACGUUCCUCUCACCACUCGCAUUUUACAACACAAGGCUGUUCUAGACGACCGUUUACUGGAUAAGGCCACUACAGUCUUGGCCAUUUUUCCAAGUCCCAUGAUGUAUGCCGGCCCAACGGAGGUGCAAUGGCAUGCCAAAGCCCGCAUGUGUGCCGGUGCAAACUUUUAUAUUGUUGGAAGAGAUCCCGCAGGUAUACCGCACCCGCUCGGAACCAAAGGUACGAUCGAUGGAAACUUAUACGAUUCACAACACGGCGCGAUGGUUUUAAAAUCGGCACCUGGACUACACGACUUGGAAAUAAUUCCGUUUCGAGUGGCGGCUUAUGAUACAAAAUAUCAAAAAAUGGACCUGUUCGAUCCGUGCAGAAAGAGUGAUUUUGACUUUAUUUCUGGUACUAAAAUGCGAAACUUUGCGAAGACGGGUGUAGAUCCACCCAAUGGUUUCAUGAGUCCAAGGGCUUGGAAAGUUCUAAUGGAUUACUACCAAACCAACGACAUUCGGUAGCAGCAUAUUGUUUCUUUAUACUUAGGAAUAUGUUUUUGCUGUACAUAAAUUUGCCAAUUUUUAUACUAUUGUAACAUAAGAUGCUAUAAUAAAAUUUCGGUCGGUU